Messenger RNA from Nematolebias whitei (Rio pearlfish), 1059 nucleotides. RefSeq names its product tripartite motif-containing protein 35-like. Bases 1 to 1059 code for a protein of 352 amino acids. Gene Ontology annotation, molecular function: zinc ion binding. Lineage: Eukaryota; Metazoa; Chordata; Actinopteri; Cyprinodontiformes; Rivulidae. The transcript has a single exon. The record is from RefSeq and is a predicted model, not a curated record.
AUGUCUUCUUGGCCUGAAAACAACAUCUCCUGUCCCAUCUGCCAUGACAUCUACCAGGAUCCAGUCAUCUUGUUCUGCAGCCACAGUUUAUGUGGAGCCUGUUGGCAACAAUGGAAAACACAGAGGCAGACUCCUGAAUGUCCGGUCUGCAGGAGGAUCUGUCCCCCAUAUGACCCACCUCAGAACCUGGCUUUAAGACACGUGUGUGAGGCCUUCUCAAAAGACAGCAGCGAGCGACAUUCAGCAGCUCCUUCAGGGCUCUGCAGCCUCCACGGUGAGAAAUUCAAGCUCUUCUGUCUAGAAGAUCAGCAGAUGGUGUGUCCCAUCUGUCGGUAUUCAAGAUGCCACACCAACCACAGCUUCAGGCCCCUAGAAGAAGCUGCCGCGGAACACAGAGCGACGCUUCAGGAGCUCCUGAGACCCGUUCAUGAGAAGAAGGACCUCUUAACUGUUGCUGGAGACAAUUUUAACCAGGCAUUACAGAACAUUGAAAUCCAGUGUCAUGACACGGAGAGGCAGAUUAAAGACGUGUUCUCCACGAUUCAGUCGUUCAUCAAAAAGGAGGAGGAGUUUCGACUCGCUGCCCUGAGCAAGGAGAAGCAGCAGAAGAACCAGAGUUUAAGGAUGAAGCGUGAGGCCAUGAAAAGAGAAGCAACAUCUCUCACAGACAUAAUCAGCUCCACCGAGAGGGAGCUGAGAGCUGAAGACAUCCCCUUCCUUCAGAAUUAUCCUAACUUAGCGACGAGCAUACAACGUGUUCUGUCGAGUUUAACGGACCCCACCCCUGAGCCACUGAUGGAGGUGGACAAACACCUGAACAACUUGCCCUUCAGCAUCUGGGACAAGAUCAAAGGGGCCAUCUCGAUCAUGUACCAGUUCCCAAGCCCAAUCUCGACUCUGAACGCACCACGUGUUUAUGAAAACUUUGUUGAGAACAGGACACCUUCUGCACCACUGAAAUCGGCUUUUGCGAGACAGAGAUUUAGCGUUGCGUUGCCCAGCGAGAGCGUACCUGUCCGGCGUUACAAAAGCCAGAUGGAUCUGACGCUUACAAGGUAA